UCAGUCAAAGUAUUUCAGUCUCCACCAACGUCACAGUCUUGGACAAGUCCAUUAUGUCAAUCUUUGCAACCUGGGACAAUGUGCCCUCAUUUUGAAGCUCCAUUUCCUCUUUCUGCAUCCACCCAAGUACUUCCAUCUCCGACUCUUUCCUCUGCCCAUGUUCCACCAGAACAACCAAAGGUAAAACAUCCUCAAGCAAAGAAGAGGAAAAUCAAAUGUGAUCAUUGUGAUAUGGAGUUGAAUAAAAAGAACUUGCGUGUUCACAUUAGAAGAAAGCACACUAUAGUUAAAGAGGCAGUCACAUUGGAACAACAUUUACUUUGCCAGUGCAUUGACAGUAAGCGUGGCAUUUUUGCAGUGGCAAAAUCUUUUAGUGCACCAUCAAUUCCCAUCCAUGUUCAAAAAAGGAUUUGGGGUGUAAAUGACAAAGUUAUGUGUGAGCUAGACCAAUGCAAUACCAAUGCUGAAUUUGCACAAAGGAGUGGCCUGAAGCCAUUUGAGUGCUGCCAUCUCAUGUCCUUAGCUUUCUGUCCCAAAGAUGAUGGCAAUUCUGUUAAUCUUGAAGAGGAAACCCUAACAGAGAUGGUAAAAGAAAAGUGGCUUGGGGAAAGAAGGAAAGCUGCAUGCAUCGAAAGACAAUGCAUGGCAAACAAAGAAGAUGUGCCACUUUCUGUAGUGAUCACAUUUGCUGGGCCCUCAACAAAAAGAUAUAUAUCAGUGUUUGAGCCAACAAUGUCUUAUUACUGCAGACUUGGAAGAGUGACUGUUGUAUAUGACAGUAAAAAGAUCACAUGGGCCUGUCCUUGUAAUACAACAAAACAGUCAUGUAUUCAGAAAGCAAUAGCUAAAUGGCAUUUAUUUCAAUGUCAGAGAGCUCUUUUCCAGAAGGUGAAGACCACCGAAAUGAUUGAUUCCAUGCAGAUACCUCAACAGCAGUCUGAGAGUGUAGAUGACAGUAGUGAUCAUCAGUACCCACCUAAUGAUGAUGGAAUAGAGAGGAUGGUGCGCUAUUUGAUGAAAAAUAAAUCUCUACCUGUAGACCUUCCUCAAAAUUUGACUAGUGGUCUACAACAGUGGUUCUUAACGUUAUUCCUCGAGGCCCACUGCCCUGCACAUUUUAUCCGCAAUUGA
This is a messenger RNA of Paramisgurnus dabryanus, 1131 nucleotides long. The record is from RefSeq and is a predicted model, not a curated record. Lineage: Eukaryota; Metazoa; Chordata; Actinopteri; Cypriniformes; Cobitidae.